This is a messenger RNA of Carcharodon carcharias (great white shark), 2259 nucleotides long. RefSeq names its product alpha-sarcoglycan-like. Gene Ontology annotation, molecular function: calcium ion binding. The record is from RefSeq and is a predicted model, not a curated record. The transcript is spliced from 12 exons. The coding region runs from base 1 to 1521 and encodes 506 amino acids. NCBI's taxonomy places the organism in Eukaryota, Metazoa, Chordata, Chondrichthyes, Lamniformes, Lamnidae. Gene Ontology annotation, cellular component: membrane; sarcoglycan complex.
AUGACAAAAACUAGCAAAGCAUAUCUUAAAGGGCACACUAUCAAGGCUCCCAAGGCCAUCAAGGCUCCCAAGGAGCAGCCAGUGGCCUUCAUCAACAGAAGGGGCUUCCAUUCCGUUGAUGUUCAACUGGUCUGCGACCAUCGAAAGUACUUCCUGCAGGUGUUUGCACGGUUCCCAGGAAGCAGCCAUGAUAUCCAGGCAAUCCCAGGUGCCACAGCUUUUCCAGCCCCUGCUGUCUUCGUGGACAGAUUUGCAAGGACAGAGACAAGGCUGCUUAUGCCCGUGAGGAAUCUUGCACUGCAGCAGAGGCAAGUAUUCCUUACUACAACAUGUUCCAUAUUCGCUCAAGAGACUGUAAAUCCCCUUGUAGGGGUUUUAUUUCUCCAUGUGUUGGAGAGGGACUACUAUCAAGAAGGAUUUCGUUCCUUCCAGGAAACAUAUGGUAUAAUUACCAAUACUCCUAUCACAUUCAGCACCAACCUAGAUGAUCACCCUGAUCGACCACGAUGGCUUCGCUUUACUCAGCGGACUGCAUACCAUGAUGGAAUGCUUUAUGGCUCACCAACCUUUGAAGAUAUUGGACAGAGAAUAAUUGAAGUUACCGCUUAUAAUAGGAAAACAUUUGAGACAACGAGACAAAGCAUCAUGUUUAAUGUCGAACAGCCGAUAGGGUUGAACUUGGAAUACCAGGUUGAAUUCUUUGUGAAGAACAGAGAUGUGGAGGAGGUAUUGCCCCUGGAGGUUCAAAAGCACUUCAUGGACAGAGUGCAGAACAUUUGGGAAUCUAAUCAUUUGACCAUAAUCAACAUCACUUCUGCAUUAGACAGAGGUGGCCGAAUCCCACUGCCUAUUCAAGGACGGAAAGAAGGUGUGUACAUAAAGGUUGGCUCUCAUAUUCCCUUUCCCUCUUGUCUGGAGGAGGAAGUGCGCCCUGAAGGACAGUGCAUUGACCAACUGGAACCCAUCAGCUGCGAUGAUGUAUUUAGUCCUUAUUUUAUUAUUAACUGGUGCAAUAUUUCAUUGAUUGAUAAAUCCAUACCUGAUAUCCCGGAUGCUGAUAUAGUUCCUGGAGAUGGUGUCCUUACUGAUGGAGGAGAAUUUAACCCACCUUCAGAUUCGCUUGAAGACAGGGACUACUACUUAGACUACGUGGUUACAAUAACCGUUCCUUUAGCAAUUGGUCUGAUUCUGUGUCUCAUCCUUGCUUAUAUAAUGUGUUGCCGUCGAGAGGGCUUGGAAAAAAGAGACUUAAGGACUUCGGACAUUCAACUUGUCCAUCAUCACUCAAUUCAAGAUAAUACCAGUGAACUUAGAGAUUUGGCUAAAAGCAGGGAAGGCCUACGGCCUCUCUCCACUCUCCCCAUGUUUAAUGCAAGAACUGGGGAAAGAGUUCCUCCAUGUCUGCCUUUCAACUAUGACACUUCCCGUGUACCUCUUGUAUUGGACCAACAGGAACCACACAGCGAUCCUUAUCCCGGAAACCAGCCAAAGACACAACAGCAAAAAGACAUUGGUAAAUAAAGGCAUAAGAAAGAUUGCUGGCUGGAUGCUAAUCACUCCAGCACAAAAUAUAUUUUCCAUAAUGAAAAAGAGAAACAAGUCAAAUUAGAAAUGCAUGCAUACUUAGAUUUAUGCCAUUGAUUUCUCAUGAUCAAACAUUAUGUGUACUGUAAUGACUGCUGACAUUUACAGCACCUUAUUCUAAGCAGGCUGCAUAGCUGAAUAAACAAAUCGCUGCCAUUAAGUUGAAUUUACAAUGUGUGGUUAUAACAAAUUUACAUGUUAUGAGCAUAACAUGUUUGUGAAAAUAGCAGUGACAUUGCAUUUACAUGGUAAUAUCACUCCAUGUGCUUUCAGUGCUACGUUAGAAACAUUUUAUAGUUUUACAUACAGAACAACAAAAUGAGGGGAUCUAGUUACAAGGCAAAAAUGCAUUAAUAUAACAAAGAUUUUGUGGUUUAUGGAUGUUAUCUGGAUACUUAUAUUGAAUUAAUUCUUUAUCUUAAUUUUAUUUUGUGCAAUACAGGUUUUGUAGGCUUUCAUUUCUUAUGUUUUUCACAGUUUUUGUACAAAACACAUAGUGGGUUACAGUGGAGCAUAUUUAACUCCAUUGACUGCAACAGAAAAAAUUAUCAGGCGCUAUGUAGAACAGGUAGCCAAUCUAAUACCAGCUGUUUGGGCCACUUCCCGAGGCAAAUUUCCACCCCAAUAUCUCCACAGAAAAUCAUUUGAUGCCAAAAUUGCUAGUACCUUCAAGGA